Messenger RNA from Octopus bimaculoides (California two-spot octopus), 1993 nucleotides. RefSeq lists its product as uncharacterized. Gene Ontology annotation, molecular function: DNA-binding transcription factor activity, RNA polymerase II-specific. Gene Ontology annotation, cellular component: nucleus. Gene Ontology annotation, biological process: regulation of transcription by RNA polymerase II. Lineage: Eukaryota; Metazoa; Mollusca; Cephalopoda; Octopoda; Octopodidae. The record is from RefSeq and is a predicted model, not a curated record.
UUUUAAUUGAAUUUUCACAUUUAAAGGUCGUUUCUACUUGUUAUCCACCAUUGAGUAGUUUAAGAUACCAUCCUCAGAUAUCAAGUAAGAGUGAAGUUGAAAGAGAUUUCUUCAAAAAAAAUAAGGAUAAAAUAUAUGAAUUGGUGAGAGAAGAACAAUUAUGGAAAAUACAUUGAGUGAGACAGCGAUUGAAAGCAUCGAUAUUUCUGAUGAGAUGUUGAAAGAGAUGAGAAAAACUUCAAACUACUGUGACAUCUGUGGUAAAUCAUUUUCUCUAAAGAAAUCUUUAACUGCUCACAAACGUAUUCAUACAGGAGUGAAACCAUAUCAGUGUAAUAUCUGUGGUAAAGCUUUUUAUCGAAGUACUUAUUUAACAAUUCAUAUACGUACUCAUACAGGAGAAAAGCCUUAUCACUGUGAUAUCUGUGAUAAAUCAUUUGCUCGGAGUCAUCAGUUGACUGUCCAUAAAUACAUUCACACAGGAGGGCAGCCAUGUCACUGUGAUAUCUGUGGUAAAUCAUUGUCUUCAAACAGUAAAUUAAAAGUGCACAAACGCUUCCAUACAGGAGAGAAACCAUUUCAGUGUGACAUCUGUGGUAAAUCAUACUCUAUUAGUAGUCAUUUAACAUCUCACAAAUAUUUUCAUACAGGAGAGCAACCAUACCACUGUGAUAUCUGUGGUAAAUCUUUCUCUGCAAAUAGUCAAUUAACUAUACACAAACGCAUUCAUACAGGAGAAAAGCCGUAUCACUGUGAUAUCUGUGGCAAAACCUUAUCUGACCCACGUAACUUGAAUAGUCAUAAACGUGUUCACACAGGAGAGAAACGGUAUCUUUGUGAUGUCUGUGGUAAAUCAUUCUCUCGUGGUGGACAUUUAACUGCUCACAAAUGCAUUCACACUGGAAAGAAGCCACAUGCGUGUGAUAUCUGUGGUAAAUCAUUCUCUACAAGUUCUGAAUUAACUGCUCACAUACGCAUUCAUACAGGAGACAAGCCUUAUUCCUGUGAUAUCUGUGACAAGUCAUUUUCUCGUAGAGAAUCAUUAUCUGCUCACAAACGAAUUCAUACUGGUGAGAAGCCACAUCACUGUGAUAUCUGUGGUAAAUCAUUCACAACAUCAACUAACUUAACUAAACACAUACGCAGUCAUACAGGGGAGAAGCCAUACUGUUGCGAUAUCUGUGGUAAAUCAUAUACUACAGCAAGUAGUUUAACUACACACAAACACAUUCACACAGGAAAGAAACCAUAUCACUGUGAUGUCUGUGGGACAUCAUUUUCUCAGAAACGUGGCUUAAUGGUGCAUGUUUGUAUUGAUUCUGAAGAAUAACUGUCAGUGUCUGAAGAUAUGCAAUGAAGAAAUACCUAACCAUAGAUGCAUUCACAGAAGGUAGACACGACUAUCUUUCAUGACUGAAUUCAGUUUGAUAUUUUUAGUAAAAAUAAUUUCAGAAUAUACUUCUAUAUUUUGUAGCUUAAUUAUUUCCUGAUGGAAACAACAGUAGAUUUAUUGGACACUGUGGGUAAAUAACUGAGAAGUGUAUUCUUAUACAUCUUCAGUGGCCACUCUGUACAGGUAUUAUGUUGGAAUGAUGUGGUGCUGCAAUAUCUGGAUGGAUGGAUAGGCCACACCUUAAGAAAACCAAAAUCCUAACCUGAAAUCCUCGAAGGCGGGUUAUGAAAAAGUAAGGAUCCAUCUGGAAAGAAGAAAAUAUUUCAUACCCCUUCGGAAUAUAAGUAUGAUGUCUUAUUUAUAGUCUUUGUUUUCUAUAUAUUCAUUCAUGUAUAUACUCCAUCGAAUUAACAAAAGUAAUGACUUCAACAAUUUCUAUCGGAUAGUUUUUCGGUGAACCUGACAGUAUUUUUGGUGUUUGUACAUAAUCUUCUCUAUAUUCAUUCAUGUAUCUAUUCCUAUAUCCUGUGAAAAAUGUUAUGUAUUUUUCUGAACAAUGGAAUGUUUCAUGCUUUAGAUAAUAAAAUAAAGACUUAUUAA